This is a messenger RNA of Danio aesculapii, 2396 nucleotides long. RefSeq names its product mesoderm induction early response 1a, transcriptional regulator (gene mier1a). The record is from RefSeq and is a predicted model, not a curated record. The coding region runs from base 48 to 1457 and encodes 469 amino acids. Gene Ontology annotation, molecular function: transcription corepressor activity; histone deacetylase binding. The transcript is spliced from 13 exons. Gene Ontology annotation, cellular component: nucleoplasm. Gene Ontology annotation, biological process: negative regulation of transcription by RNA polymerase II. Lineage: Eukaryota; Metazoa; Chordata; Actinopteri; Cypriniformes; Danionidae.
AAUUAAACAAUUAUUAUUGCUGGCUUCACACAGAACCUACAUCAACUAUGGCGGAGCCCUCCUUAAGUGCUUCAGGCUCAGAAGGAGCACAUGCAGUGGUUCAGGAUGAGGACAAAGACUUUGAUCCUUCUGCAGACAUGCUUGUGCAUGAUUUUGAUGAUGAGCAGACUCUGGAGGAGCAGGAAAAGCUGGAGGGAGAGACCAACUUCACCCAUGAAAUUGAUGACCUCACUCGAGAGGGUGAGAUGCCCAUCGAGGAGCUUCUGAAACUGUAUGGUUACAGCAGCGGUGCCUCUCCAGAGGAAGAGGAGGAAGAUGUUGAGGAGGAAGAUUCCACAGAGAACGCUUGCAGCAAAGAGGAAGAGAAGCCAGAGCUUUCUGACCAGGAGGAGGAUGAAGAUGUGCAGUCGUCUAGUGAGGAGCCUCCAUCAGGCAGUGUGUCUCACAGCACCGCUCAGCUCCUCUGUUCUCGGCCAUCCACUUACUUUGAAGGUUAUGAGGAAGAAUCUGAAGAUGAAGAGUAUAUUCCAUCUGAAGACUGGAAGAAGGAGAUCAUGGUUGGUUCAAUGUAUCAAGCGGAGACUCCUGUUGGCCUGUGUAAAUACAAAGACAAUGAAAAAGUGUAUGAGAAUGAUGAUCAGCUUUUAUGGAAUCCGGAGUUACUUCCAGAGGAACAGGUUGUGGAGUUUUUAACAGAGGCCUCUAAACGCAGCGGAGAUGAAGCUGGUGUCGACGCCAUUCCUGAAGGAUCUCACAUCAAAGACAAUGAACAGGCUCUCUAUGAAUUGUUUAAAUGCAACUUUAAUGCAGAUGAAGCUUUAAAAAGAUUGAAAUUUGAUGUAAAGCCUGCAAAAGAGGAAAUGUCAGUUUGGACGGAAGAGGAGUGUCGAGGUUUUGAGCAGGGACUCAAAGAUUAUGGAAAAGAUUUCAGCUCAAUACAAGCAAAUAAGGUGAGAACUAGAUCUGUAGGGGAAUGUGUGGCCUUUUAUUACAUGUGGAAGAAAUCUGAGCGUUAUGAUUUCUUUGCACAGCAGAUCAAGCUUGGGAAAAGAAAAUACAGCCUUCGUCCUGGAGUUUUGGAUUAUAUGGAGUGUCUUUUGGAUGAGAAGGAAAGCUCUGAGUCUGGUGGAUCUUCUUUAUCACUUCCUACCACAUCAAACAACAGCAAAAACACAUUGGAGCCAGAAAGUGACUCAAACGCUCAGAACGGUGUAGAGAACCAUUCCUCCGAGCCUCUUCUCUGUGUCAAAGAUGAGACUUCUCAAACAAACGGCUCCACCGCAUGUCCAGAAAUAUCCAUAACGCACACUCCACCCGACUGUAACCUUAACAUGAGCAGCCCAAACACACGAAUAGUGGAGAUCACAGUCAUGCAGGAGGAACAACCUCUGAAGAAGCUUAGAACUGAGACAGACCCAAACACUGAAGUUUCCCUCAACAAAGCAGAAAUAGUCUGAACUCCUGACCUUAGAUGCCCCAUUUUCAGCAUGACGGUAGCUGAGGUGUGUUUGUGUGUGAAUGAAUUUCAGGGAUACAAAUGAAGCACAUUUCCUCCUGCAUUACUGCCACUGAGCUCAGUUCACAUCUCAACACUCAUGAUGGACUGUCAUAUCAGACCGUCGUCUCUGUAGCACUAUUUAUUGGAUUAGAAUAAGAUGAUCAUUGUUUUUGUAUUUUCUCUCAGUUGUUUGAAAAAAAAAAAAAACAGCUGAUUGUAUUUUUGUGAACUUUUUGUCAUUUACUGUGCAUAACAUUACCAUGGCUGUGAGUGCACAUUGUGGAAAAGCCCUCUUGGUUUUAUAUGAAGUAUAAUACUGUAAAUAAUCGAAUUGUAAUUAUUAAUAUUCUCAAAAAGUACAUAUUUUGUAUUUGGGAGAUCAUGUUGAAUAAUCCAGAGGGUUGUAAAAAAGGUUUUCUCUAAUACUGUAACAUUCCAUCCCUUUUUCCUUUCCUUUUUGACCAAAGUGAAUGGCUGAUAUUGGUCUUUUAACGCGUUUCGAAAGCUAUUUCCUCUUUAUAUGAAAUAUUGUCUUAUUUUUGUAUUUGAUAGCUAUUUAUUUUUUUUAUCAGAAAUCGGUGAUGCAUGAAGCCAGUAUAGAGUAUAUUUGUAUAGGCUGAAGCGAGUACGAAUUAAAAGGCAGAGCAGAAACGGUUGUGCUUUUUAUUCAUUUUCUCACUGACAAUGUCGAUCCAUCCUUAAGAGAACGUUUUUAAGUUUUCCAGGACUUGUUAUUUUUGUCAGAAUUGUUAGAGGUAAGUACGAUCUGCAGUUAUCUGAAAUUGGUUGUCAUCCACAUCUGCUUAGCUCAGGAAAAUAAGUACAGAAAUAUUAUUGGAUGUUAAAUAGCUGUCAUUUUCAAUUAGAAAAUCAUUCAUUAAACAAAUAUUUACCCAAA